AUGGCCUACAUAUGCCUGUACCAGGAGGCGAGCCACCCUGACGAGAUGAGAGAGAUGAAGGCGUAUCUUGCAAAGCUAUUCGUGGCCAUCCUCCCUUUCAUCCGCCGUCAGCCUGCGUACAAAGAUCAUAUUUCGGGUUUUUGGUCCAACCUGCCGUUUCCCUGGCGGGAGGACAUGAGGGCCUUCUACGAUGAGGGCCUUCUCAAUGAGUACGCGCAGAUCUUCGACACAAAGGGCAAUUGGAUCGAAGAGGAGCACGGCGAAGAACAGACUGAACCGCAGAAUCUUAGUGCCCCUGGUCCUUCUUCUGGUGCACCUCCUUUCUACGGUGCUUCAGUUGAUGAGAUGACUCGACGUAUGAGAGAUGCUAAUGUGCGGGACUUCUGA
This is a messenger RNA of Colletotrichum truncatum, 387 nucleotides long. RefSeq lists its product as uncharacterized. The record is from RefSeq and is a predicted model, not a curated record. NCBI's taxonomy places the organism in Eukaryota, Fungi, Ascomycota, Sordariomycetes, Glomerellales, Glomerellaceae.